AUGAGUAAAGUUAUAGAAAACUAUGUCUUAAAAGAGGUUAUAGGAAGUGGAUAGUAUGGAAAAGUUUUUAAAUCUACCCAUUAAAAGACAGGAUAAGUCUUUGCAGUAAAAGUUAUAAAGUUAGAGAAAUUCAAAAGCGUACCAAAGCUCCAUGAGUUUACCAAUAAUGAAAUUCAAACACUAACAAAACUCAAUAAUCCUAACGUUAUCACCUUCAUAGAAAUGCUUCGUACUUCUAACAAUGUAUACCUUGUUUAUGAAUUUUGUAAUGGUGGAACAUUAGAAGAUAUUAUCAAAAAGAAAAAGUUUUUGAAUGAAAAAGAAGCUCUAGUUAUUUUUUAACAGAUAUUAAAUGCGUUUAAGUCACUUUUUAAAGAAAAUAUUCUUCAUAGAGACUUAAAGCCCUCAAAUAUAUUGCUUCAUGAUGGAAUUAUUAAAGUUGCUGACUUUGGUUUUUGCAAAACCCUACUCUCUCCUUAGGAUUUAACUUAAACUAUGGUUGGCUCUCCUAUUUACAUGGCUCCUGAAAUCCUUAAAGGAAAUAAUUACAAUAUUAAGGCAGAUAUAUGGUCUAUGGGUGUUGUGUUGUUUGAAAUGCUAUUUGGAUUUUGUCCUUAUGAAGAUAAAACUAUUGCCCGUCUUAUUGGGUAAAUUGAUACUAAAUUGCUUUAAAUACCUAAGAGCAUAAAUCCUAUAUCCUCUAAAGUUGAAGAAUUACUUUAUAAAAUGUUAACGGUCGAUCCUGCUAAGCGUAUUGAAUGGAAUACAUUGCUUAACUAUCCUUUAUUUGAAAAAUCGCCUAUCCUAAACCAACCUUCAUUGAAUAUUUAGACUUAGCAACCCCAGUUGCAACAACAACAAUCAGUUAAUAGUCCAUUGAUCGCUAAUUAAAAUCUUUAAAACUUUGGUAAUAAGCCUUUUACAGCUGCAAACACCAUUGGAAUACAGCAAGGAUAGUAACCUUAACAGUAGCAACAGCAACAGUAAUUAAUACAAAAUAAUGCUAAUGCAAAGAAAAAAAAUGAUGUUUUGGAUUAAAUAUAAGCAUCUAAGUUUUAGUAAGUUAAAAAUUUUGUGAACAUUCGUAACAAAAUCCUUUAUCAAGUGAAGGCUCUCAAUAAUAUUUUAGAGAUAAAUGUUGAGGAACAAGCUCCAAUUCUCAGUUUUAUGCUGAUGAAGAAUGUUUCAAACUAGACGGAAAACUUGAGAUCUUAGAUUAGCUAGUACUGCAUUUAAGAAUAAGAAAAUCAAUAAGUUUAGUAGUUCUCAUAGAUAGUUUCAAAAGAAAUAGAUUUUGUUUAAAAUUGCUUAGAUUCAUUUAAAGAAGAAAUAGACAAGCUUAUUCAGUAUAAUAUUUACUUCUCUAGCAAUAUAAAUUUGAAAAAAGAAUAGACAUCUAUUGGUGUUGACUAUGAAUAUUUUAAGCUUUGCUUAAUUAAAUACAUAGAAGCUAUUAAAAAUAAGUAUGGAUUGAAUGAUUUAUCUUAAAUUUCUACAAGUACCUCUCUCCUGAAAUAUGCAUAACACCUAAAUGAAAUUCUUAAUUGCUUUUUAAUUGAUGAUUAUUUUGAGAACUAACUUGACCCUAAGUAUAAUGAUCUUGAUAAUUAAAGCAAAACUUCAGAUAUGACCUCUAUAACUCCUAUAAUUUAAUAUAAAAUUGAUUUAGCUAAAUCCAAACCAAAGCCUAGUGAUAAAUUUUAUCUUUACGGAUGA
This is a messenger RNA of Tetrahymena thermophila SB210, 1716 nucleotides long. RefSeq names its product Serine/Threonine kinase domain protein. Gene Ontology annotation, cellular component: cytoplasm; autophagosome. The transcript has 2 exons. Lineage: Eukaryota; Ciliophora; Oligohymenophorea; Hymenostomatida; Tetrahymenidae. Gene Ontology annotation, molecular function: ATP binding; protein serine/threonine kinase activity. Gene Ontology annotation, biological process: peptidyl-serine phosphorylation; autophagy; autophagosome organization. The record is from RefSeq and is a predicted model, not a curated record.